AUGAGCUUCAUCUUCUCAGAACUGCGACGCUCGGAACGGCUGCUCCCUGUGGAGGAUAACGCGUCGUUCCAGCGCAUCUCCUCAUGGCGACCACUUUUCGUGGACCCAAAGGAGCAUCCAGCCCUGUACGAACAUGUGUCGUUUUUUCGGAGUGACGCAGAGCAAAACUCGCGAUGGUUGCAUACCGUACGCUCUGCCCGUGUUUCCACACGACAGGUUCCUUUCAUUUCUCUGGCGGGGCCUGCUUCUUCUGUCAAGACGGCAAAGGCAACAACACAAUCUCCACCUGUCAGCAAUGGAGACGAGGACUCUGAUGACAAACUACCAUUGCACGUGUACCAAAACCGCGUGGAUGCAUUGUCACCAUACGAAUGCCUUAUGUGCCCAAAGCUUCUUUUUAGCCCGUUUCGACCCUCGUUUGCAACACGAAUGAUGCACAUUGCGUUAAACUUAUCUCUUCCUGCCCAAGAGGUUUUCUUGUUUGUCUCCAUGAUGCUUGUGUAUUUGGACGUGCUCAUGGCAGUUACUGUGCCUCAAGCGUUGGGCUUUCAGGAGCUUACUGAUGUGCUGGAACAAAAAUGUGUGCAACUUUUUGAAUCAUCUGCAACGAACGGUGAUGCUCCACAACGAAAUGCCUUUAGGACAGUAUUAAAUGCGGUGAUAGAAUUGUGGAAAGAGCGACGCGAGGCGACUGUAUCGGCGUUGUUUCCCUUGGGUACGCUCACAGCCUCAGUGUGUCUGCGUGACCUUGAUCAUAGGGCGUACCGUGCCUUCGUACCUUCGGCGCCGCGUGACGCAAAUCGGGAGGAUCAUCCGUUUAAACUCCCACCAUUAGCCGCCGAUGCACUUGUUUCUCACUUUGUUCCUACCUGGGAGCGCCUUCUGCAAGCCAUGUCUCACGAUGUGUCGGUUUUGGCUACACUACAUGAACAUCUUCUUCGCCAAGGAGUCGGCAUGACGCAUGCGCCUCAGCUUGUGAUUGGCAACAUUUUUGCGUCAAUGAGUGCUCUGCCACAAAGCAAAGAGGAACUAGCGGAUUUUGUAUGUCGCCUUGGUUCCUCUCUUUGGGCUUCCCCGGAUAUGGCGAAGAGCAUUGUGUUGUCCAAACCUCAGUUGCAGUUUGUCACGAAGGUAAUUCAACAUGAGUUCUUCGCGACAUCGUUGCGUCUGCGUCAGCGGGGUCUGCAGGAGCUGCGUGUGCGACGUGUCACCCUUGUGAAUCUCGCGCUGACGGUCAUUCAGGACGAUGGGCGGGAGGCAGAAGUAGGACGUCCUGCGGGAUUUCUUGUGGGGCGCACCGCGAUGGGUGACAAACCGAAGAGCGACAACACUUCCAAGGAUGGGACUAGUGAUUCCAAGAGUAAUAUGCCGCUGUGGCUGGUGGCAGAAGGCGGCGCUGAUGUUGUGCGGACGUUUUUGCAACAUCUUCUGCGGGGCCCGCGCCCGACGACGUCUGUUGCAGCUUUGCCGUCUUGCCCCAAUGAUGAUGGGCAUGGUGGUAUUGUAACGGACGUUUCAAACGGUGAUGCGAAGGGAACACCAAAGGUGGAAGAGCAACAAUUUGUGUUGCUGACUCGUGUGGAGGAAGGAGUUUUGUUCCGCAUUUUUCAAAGCCAUCCGGAUGCGCUGCAGCUUGCGGGGUGUGGUAUUAAACAGCUACUCGUGCGCAAGACGGAUGGCCAGCCGUUUCUGCAGCGAGUUUGUGGUGCGGUUCUAGCGUGGGACACCUGGGAAUGCUAUGAUUCACAACAAGCAUUGAAGUUGCGGCGGCCCACGCGGAUCAUCACUGCUGAGACUCCUUUUCCUCUACCAGAGGGCAUUACGCCGUCCCGGCUUACGCUGAAGGCGGUGCGGGGAAUGGUGCAACACUAUUGGAAGGCCCUUCUUGUUGCGCAAACGCGGGGGGAGGGCUCGCGGCGUCCGGCGGUGGCGAGUACGACACUGUUUCCGAUUGACAAGGUGGCCGCAUUCUACGUCUUGCGGCAUCAUCCGCAGUACUACACACGUAUGCGAGGCUGCGGCGUUGCGGAUGUCUGUGUGCAGCGGCAGCUUCGAUCUGCUGGCAGCGGUAGACAUACCCAUGCUGCGGAGUUUGAGGUGAUGAAGGAGGAGGGUCAAACCGUGACGGAUGACACUGGUGAAUAUGUUCCUACGCUUGCUGUGUCGCAUCCUUGCGGUGCCUUCACUGUCUUUGCGUACGAGGAUUGCUACAGCCCUGUUACCAACCGACUGAACCUACCACAACUGCUUGAAAACGACGCUGGUGCCGCAAGUGAUGCAAUGCUUUGCCCAACGCCGUUGUCCAGGAAAAGAACUCUCUCCAUGACGCGGGAGUGA
Molecule: messenger RNA, 2337 nt
Organism: Trypanosoma rangeli
Lineage: Eukaryota; Euglenozoa; Kinetoplastea; Trypanosomatida; Trypanosomatidae
Exons: 1
Coding region: 1-2337 (778 amino acids)
Source: RefSeq, a predicted model, not a curated record